AUGUCGGGCGAGGCGUGGUUAUACCUCUUCGCCGUGCUAAUAAAUGCCGUCAACCUAUUCCUUCAAGUAUUCUUUACGAUUAUGUAUAGUGAUUUAGAAUGUGACUAUAUUAACCCUAUCGACCUGUGCAACCGCCUCAACACCUAUAUCAUCCCCGAAGCUGCUGUACAUGGAUUCUUGACUUUCCUAUUUCUGAUCAACGGAUACUGGGUGGCACUGAUCCUCAACUUGCCGCUCCUCGCAUGGAACAUUAAGAAGAUUGUGGACAACACUCACCUACUGGAUGCAACCGAGAUCUUCAGGAAGCUCAAUGUUCACAAGAAGGAAUCAUUCAUCAAGCUAGGCUUCCAUCUGGUCAUGUUCUUCUUCUACUUGUACAGCAUGAUCGUCGCCUUGAUCAAAGACGAGACGAAAUAA
Messenger RNA from Daldinia childiae, 417 nucleotides. RefSeq names its product ER-derived vesicles protein ERV14. The record is from RefSeq and is a predicted model, not a curated record. Gene Ontology annotation, biological process: endoplasmic reticulum to Golgi vesicle-mediated transport. Lineage: Eukaryota; Fungi; Ascomycota; Sordariomycetes; Xylariales; Hypoxylaceae. Gene Ontology annotation, cellular component: endoplasmic reticulum membrane; COPII-coated ER to Golgi transport vesicle. The coding region runs from base 1 to 417 and encodes 138 amino acids. The transcript is spliced from 4 exons.